Messenger RNA from Yamadazyma tenuis ATCC 10573, 1673 nucleotides. The record is from RefSeq and is a predicted model, not a curated record. NCBI's taxonomy places the organism in Eukaryota, Fungi, Ascomycota, Pichiomycetes, Serinales, Debaryomycetaceae.
UAAUAUCUACAAGCUCAAAUGUCAUUAUCAAGUACGGAGCUAAAUUACUUGGUAUGGAGGUAUUUGCAGGAGUCAGGCAAUGAGCUUGCGGCAUAUGCAUUUGAUAAGGAAACUCUGUGCCUGGAGUUCGAAAAAAACAAGGCGACUGAAGUUUUUUCUAAAAUUGAACCAGGUUACUUGGUCAACUUGGUACAGAAAGGAAUACUUUAUUCAUUGACCGAAGCUGACGCUAGAGAUGAAACCACACGACCUGAGAUAUUGACUUUCUUUGGUUCCCUCCUAAAGGAAGAAAAGUUCAUAGAAUUGUCAAAGACUCUUCCUACUACAAACGACGCAGAUGUGGAAAUGCGACCAGCAGAAGCAAAUGGAGGUGUCAAACACGAGAUAUCUGAUGUCUUCCACACUCAGAGAGUAUCGCCAACAAUACAGUUUGACCAGAGUUCUUUCUCCAAGUGGCAUCCUUCCACCAAUGUAUUGGCUUAUGUCAAGGCAGAUUCAAGCCUAUUGAUAAGUGCAAUAAGUGGUGAUAAAAUAGCUGAAAGUGCUUUCCUAAAAGGCCCUGGUCUUGAAAAUGUAUGUGACUUGACGGCCGUUUCCUGGUCACCAUUGGGUAAUUUAAUUGCAACUGCCAACCUUGUGGGUGAUCUUUCCUUAUGGUCCCCAGACGGUCGAUUAAGGAACAUCGCCAAAGGUGCUAUUCCCCACGAAGAAGGCACCAAGCCAGAAGUCAUAUUAGACAUCAAGUGGUCCCCAAAUGGCCAAUAUUUCCUCACUGGCGGUUCCAAUGGAAAAAUAUGCUUAUGGAAUGGCUCCACAUUAAAAUUGAUUCAAACCGUCACUCACUCCAGCAAGGCAUCUUCCGAAGGCUGGUCAACAUGCUGGCUAGAUGACCUAAGGUUUACCGUGUCUUGUAAGAGUAAUACUAUCAAGGUCAACCUCAUUGAUAACUCCAACGAUUUCACUGACGCUAAUACCGUUAUCAAAACUAUUGGCGAAUUAAGGGGACACGAAGGUCCAGCCUCAGCUUUGUCGUUUAACAAUGCUCUGAAAUUGCUUAUAUCAUAUUCGAAUAGCGAUAACUUGAUUAAGUUAUGGCUGCUGAACUCCCCUGCAUCUGAAUCCACUGUCUUAAGAGACGAACACAAGAUAUUACCAGUUGUCUUACUAUCAUGGUUCCCUCAGGAACUUAAUAGUGAUUUGAUCAGUGUAUCGAUAAAUGGAACCAUACGAACGUGGUCGUUGGACAAAGAGUCGCCCACCGACUCUGUAAAUAUCUUCAGGGAUGAUUCAUGCUACAACUUUGAUGAUAAAGAACCGCUCAAAAACAAUGGCUCUAUCGUAUACGCAGCAGAGUUGUCCCCGGAUGGGAAAUGGCUCGCGUUGGGAGACGACGCCGGAAGGGUUAGUAUUUGGGACGUGAGCGUAUCACCCAGGUGUAAGGGAAUAUUUGACCAGCAUGAUUUUGACGGUUCUAUCUUAAAUGCCGAGUCUGGUAACGGGAUCUCAUUCAUAAGUUGGAACCAGGGUAGCGACAACUUGAGUGUUUCUUUUCACGGAGCUCCCAGUGUCAUCAUCAACUGGAACGCAUAACAAAACCUACUGUAUUAUAGUAUCAUUUCGAUGGCACAAAAUCUUGUAUUAUUAGUUAUUUUAAUUGAUUGAAUUACAUUAGC